CAUGUCAAGAGAUCCACUCUAUAAAGGUCUAGGGGAUGUUUUAGGAGGAAUCCCUUUGGAUUCCAUCCAUCCAAGAGAUGGGCUUACCACGAAGGUCGAUCUAACAACAUUAACAUCAUACAAUUUACUUCCAAAACAGCGGAAAACAAUCGUCGUUCCUGGCUCACCCUCCAUAUGGAGGCCACCAAAAACACCAAGAAAGGUGAAGGCAGAUGCAGGGAGAUAUCAAAUGGACCCGAAUCGACAUGUAUUCCCCAAAUGUUCUCUUGAACCACUCUUCAGAGCGAUAUCGCUCACGCAGCCAACCGUGAAACUUAACGACAUCGAUCUUGUGACGGAUCGACGCAACCUCCGUCUUUUGUUGGGUUUCGUGAGUGGUAAGAAGAGCCCAUUCCGCAUUGAUGUAGAGGUUGUCAAUAGCACAGUAUUGUUCUCUUGUUGGACCCCAAGAGCAACUAGCUAUGUCAAGGGAUUUCAUGGAUAUGGGCAUGAAUUUGAAAAGGCAUCUACCCGCCAACCGAAGGCGGUCAGGGAUAGCUUGACUCAUAAUCGAAUCAUUCGCUACAUGUUCGGGGAUGUUAAGAUUAUUAUGCGAUACGAAGUCGACGGUUGCACCGGAUCUGACAAGGACAUUCGCAUGACAAUGCCUGCAUCAGAAAUCCAAAAGACCCCAACAGGCUAUACAGUAUUGAAAUGCGGGAAGUUGGUCGCGCCAUCUCGGAUUAUCGAAAUCAAAACUGGAGCAGUUGGGAAAAACCUGGAUAUCUCCAAGAACACUGAACAACUUUGGUUUUCCCAGACACCCUUUCUUUGUGCUGGUCAUUAUGAUGGGGUUGGGAAUUUUACAAGCAUUACGAAAAAGAACUACUUGAAGUUGGGAAGACUUCAGAAUUGGGAGAAGAACCAUCAAGAACAGUUGAAGAAGCUUGCAACACUGCUUCGAGUCAUCGUUGAGUUGGCUAAAGCAGGGGCUUGGAAGAAAUUCGCAUUGGUUUCAUCAGAAGGCACAUUGAAAGUUUUUGGGUUGACAAAUCAGAAUGAUAAAGGACUGCCUGUUGACUUGCAAUGUAUGUGGGAGUAGGUUACGAAUACAACCAACGAUUCUGGAUGAAGUAUUUUAUGUUAUUUUCCUCAUUAUUUU
Molecule: messenger RNA, 1141 nt
Organism: Aspergillus caelatus
Lineage: Eukaryota; Fungi; Ascomycota; Eurotiomycetes; Eurotiales; Aspergillaceae
Exons: 2
Source: RefSeq, a predicted model, not a curated record